UCGUUUGACCAACUCUUUCAGAUUGGACCACUUUGCUCCAGCGCACUUUUUUACCACACACCGCAUUCGGGCAGCGAGCAGCAGCAAGUUGCGAGGAGCUGUACUGCACUGUGUGAUCGCGAGCCAAGUUCAGGGUGGAGCAGGAGGAAGGAGACGAGACGAGAAGUGUUCAAGGACCUGUUUCCAGAGUUCCCCAGCAGCGAUGGAGACCCGGGUCACGUUUCGCUCCAAAUGGCAGAGUGCGGUGCGUUGUUUGUCAAUUUUGAUGAUAGUGUGUAUUUUGCCAGCCGUAAAACCAGAGAUAACAUGCAGAUCAUGUCAGUUUGGGAAUACAUUGCGCGCACGUAAAUUAAUCGUCGCCCUGCAGACCAGUGAACUCGCAACAGGGUCCGCGGGCGAAGUUUCUGGACACGGAAAUGGGUUGAAAAGAUUCGAUCCGACAGGCGCCAAUACGCGGGAGAUGAAUGCUGCACCCAUGCCGGCUGGACAUGGUGGUCAGGUCAGAGGAUACUUUAUUAACUCGAGGAAGAAGCGGAAUGUCCAAAGCCCAGUGUCCACGGAGGAGACAACUCUGCGCAACGCAAAAGUUUCGAGUGUCACCAUGGAUAGGGGACAGACGGACCUCGGGGUGAAAUCAACUCGUACCGAUUCAACAAAUCAAAGGAACCAGACAAGUUUUGAAACGAGUGAUGAAAAAGUGACAUCUCCUCGGUCAAACCACGACCAAACGAAGAUCCUGCUGGAGGAGGAGGAGGCUGCGCCAAUUGGACGCAGAGUUGCGCGGUCUGAACUGCGCUGGAACGGAGAGGACAGGAGAAGCGCUGGUUCGAGGCAAGAAGAGCUCAAAGUGACCAGCUCAACCUUCGCCUUGACCGGGGAUUCGUCUCACAACCAGGCGAUGGUGCACUGGUCCGGGCAUAAUAGCAGCGUGAUUCUGAUGCUAACCAAGUUGUUUGACUUCAACCUGAACAGCGUGACGGAGAGUUCAUUGUGGAGGUCCACCGACUAUGGGGCCACUUACCAGAAGCUCAACGACAAAGUGGGGCCCAAGACCAUCCUCAGCUACUUGUACGUCAGCCCCAACAACAAGCGCAAGAUCAUGCUGCUGACCGACCCCGAGGUAGAGAGCAGCCUGCUGAUCAGCACCGACGAGGGGGCCAACUACCAGAAGUACCGCCUCAGCUUCUACAUCCUCAGCCUCCUCUUCCACCCCGAGCAGGAGGACUGGAUCCUGGCCUACAGCCACGACCAGAAGCUCUACAGCUCCGUGGAGUUUGGCCGACGGUGGCAGCUGGUGCAUGAGAAAGUGUCUCCCAAUCGCUUCUACUGGUCUAAAAUGGGCUUGGACAAAGAACCAGGCUUAAUUCACCUGGAAAGCAGCAUAUCUGAAGGACAGGCAUUGUACGUCACCUGCAGGCUGCAGAAUUGCACCGAGGCCAACAAGGGAAAGCCGUUCCCUGGCUUCAUUGACCCCAAUUCCCUGGUGGUGCAGGAUGAGUACGUCUUCGUCCAGGUUUCCACCAGCAGCCGCACAAUCUACUACGUUUCAGCCCAGCGAGACGUCUUCACACCCAUGAAGCUGCCCAAGUACACCUUGCCCAAGGACCUGCACGUGAUCAGCACGGACGAGAACCGCGUGGUGGCGGCGGUGCGGGAGUGGAACCAGAACGAGACCUACAACCUGUACGUGUCGGAGGCCACCGGGGUGCACUACACGCUGGCCCUGGAGAACGUGGUCAGCAGCAUGGGCCCCGAGGGCAACGUCAUGGUGGACCUCUACGAGGUGGCAGGGAUUAAAGGCAUGUUCCUCGCCAACAAAAGGUUGGAUGAGCAGGUGAAGACCUACAUCACCUUCAACAGAGGCAGAGACUGGAGGCUUCUGCAGGCACCCAACACAGACCUGAGGGGAAACAACAUCCACUGUGUGCUGCCGUACUGCUCGCUGCACCUCCACCUGCAGGUCUCGGGCAACCCCUACACGUCAGGGAACAUCGCCAGCAAGGACUCGGCUCCGGGAAUCAUUGUGGCUUCGGGCUCCAUCGGCUCUGAGCUGACCAAUGGCAAUGUGAGCGUGUUCAUUACAUCUGAUGCGGGCAACACAUGGAGACAGAUCUUUGAUGAAGAGUAUGCCGUUCUGUACCUGGACCAAGGAGGAGCCUUGGUGGCAAUCAGACACACUCCGCUGCCCAUCCGGCACCUGUGGUUGAGCUUUGACGAAGGUCGCCAGUGGAACAAGUACAGCUUUACCAGCUCUCCUCUGUUCGUGGACGGCGUGCUGGGGGAGCCCGGCGAGGAGACUUUGAUCAUGACGAUCUUCGGCCAUGUCAGCCACCGCUCCGAGUGGCAGCUGGUGAAGAUCGACUUCAGGUCCAUCUUCAACAGGAGGUGCACGGAGGCAGACUACCAGACCUGGCACCUCCAUGACCAGGGGGAGCCGUGCCUCAUGGGUGUGAAGAGGAUCUACAGGAAGCUGAAGCCCACGGCCAGGUGUGUCAUGGGGAAGCGGUACUCGGUCACCAUGACGUCGGCGCCCUGCGACUGCACCGAGGCAGACUUUGAGUGUGACUACGGCUACGACCGCAGAACGGACGGCAAGUGUAGCCCCGCCUUCUGGUUCCACCCGUCCUCCAUGUCCCGGAGCUGCACCACUGGGACAACGUUCCUUAGAAGCACUGGCUACAGGAAGGUUGUCUCCAAUAACUGCACGGCGGGGGUGAUCGCCGAGUACACGUCCAGGCGGCAGCGCUGUCCCGUCCAGGCGCCCCGCGGCCUGCACCUGGUCACGAGAGAGGGCACGCUGACCGCCACGCUGGCCGCCAACGUCACCUUUCUCGUCUUUCUGGAGGAGGGCGACGGCAGCAGCACCAGCGUGACGCUGGACUUCGGCGACGGCCACGCCCUCACCUACUCUAACGUGAGCUCCGUGGACGGCGGAGUGCGGCACGUGUACAAGGCGGUGGGGAUCUACCGCGUGGCGGCCAGCGCCCAGAACCACCUGGGCUCCGACGCCGCCGUGCUCUACCUGCACGUCACAUGUCAGCUGGACUACAUCCACCUGGUGGCCCCGUUCGUGGCGGUGAGGAACAAGGAGGUGAACCUGACGGCCGUGCUGUGGCCGGGCCAGGUGGGCACGGUCACCUACAUCUGGUGGAUCGGCAACAGCAGUGAGCAGCCAAUCAUCACCCUGGAGGGCAGUAUGGCGUGCACCUUCCCCCAGGAGGGGGUCACCACGGUGACGGUGCAGGUGUCCGCAGGGAGCACCAUCCUGCAGGAUAGGAAGACCAUCUCAGUGCACGAGGUGUUCAGAUCCCACCUGCUGGCCUUCUCGGCCAACCUCGACGACCACAACCCGGAGGUGGCUGAGUGGAGGCUGGACCUGAGCAGGGUCAUCCGGACCUCUCUCAUCCAGGCUACUGCGGUGGAGGAGGAGCAGCUGCUGGUGGCCGUGCUACCCGGCCUGCCCACCACCGCAGAGUUCUUCCUGCUGCCCGACCACAAGCCCACGGAGGGGAAGCCCGAGAGCAGCACCGCCCAGUUGGACCAGCUCUCUGAGGCGCUGCUUACCGCCCUGAACCAGAACCUGGUGCAGUUCACGCUGCGGCCGGGGGUCCAGGUCACGGUGUACUCAGCCCACCUGUCCGCAGCGCCCCAAGUGGACACCAGUGAGAACCACAGCGGCUCGGCCAUGCUAAUGCUGCUAUCUGUAGUGGUUGUGGGAUUAGCUGUAUUUGUCGUCUACAAAUUCAAAAGGAAGAUCCCAGGCCUCAACGUCUAUGCGCAAAUGCAGAACGAAAAAGAGCAAGAAAUGAUCCAAAGUCCAGAAAGUCCGACAGAUAGCACGCCCGACUCCCAGCGGGGCCUGGUGGCAUCCUCGGAGAUUCUGGACACAGAGUUCAACUCACGGCCCAACGUGGCCCCGGCUAGGUUCCACCGCCACCCGUUACUGCCCCGAGGGUUGGCGGAGCCCCCCUCGGUCAGGAGUUGAAUCCCACGGAGUUACAGGCAAAAAAAGCAAUGAAAAAUCAAUAAGUAUGCACAUUUGGAUAACGACUCGCUUUUUCAGUAAUUCCUCUAACACCUGGGUGCGUUCCUAUUACUUUUCGCCACCUUUCACUAAUUAUUGAUCCCAACUUGGCUUGGUUGCUUGGAUAUCCUUUUUUUCCCUCUUUUUCUCCUAUUUUUCCGCGCCUUUUUUGGUCUCACCUAUUAACCGAGAAGGAGGUCUGCUGUGUUCCAGCGUCCCUGUUCCUGCCUGAAUGGAUUUAUACCUCUCCUUUCACACAUGAAACCUUGCUGGGGUUACGCGUGGCUGCUCUGUCUGCAGUGAUCUGCUGCACUUUGCUAUCAAACCUUCUCCUCUUCCCUGUGGCAGUUAUCAAGAUCUCCCGCUUUCGAUCGAAAAAAGACCUCUCUCGUCUCUCGGUCUGCCCCUGACUUUGUCCCCUCUCUUUCUAUCUCACUCGCUCUUUUCAAUGAACUAAACCAACACAAUUAGUUGUGUUACUGUCAUGGAUGGAUGAUGAUGACGAAGUAUCUCUGUAACAACUCCUAAUUCCCUGUUCUUUCUUCCUCCCUUUUUUUGUUUUGUUUUUUUCCUUUCAAGGAUGUACAGAACCCUGUAUAUAUGUAAAGUCCUCACCAGGCCUCCCUACAUAUGUCAAUGUCUAAACACUGGACCUCGGUCACCAGUCUCCAAGAAUGUCCUGGUUUCUGCUUUUGUUUAUUUUCCGCUGUUUGGGACUCUAUGGUUUGGAGCUUUAUACCUGUGCAUAUGUCGGAGGUCGCUGAUACAUGCCACACUCGGAGAAAAAAAAUACUCUGUGGAGGGCUUUCCUUUUGGUUUUAGUUUUUUUGUUUUAAACUCCUCAAGUAUGUUUGUUCAACGAAACAUUUCGAUUCUAUUUAUUCAUACGAGUCCAUUGCGUAAUCUAGACCGAAAGCCAGCAUGAACUCAUUAAGGGAAGAGAAAAAAGAACGAAAAAAUUAACCAGGAGCAUUUGUUUUUCGCUGAACAAAUUCACAGUUUGUUUGCUGUACUAUAACAACAAUGGCAGUAUUGUAUUAUGUAUUCAUGUGAAUAUCAUUUACGGAAGAAUAUCAUUGAAAUGAAGUAGAUUUUUUUGUAAAAUCACGAAUGUUUAUGUAAGAAAUGUGUGUAUUUUAAUACAAUUAUCAAAGUAAAAAGAAAUACAAUUAUGAAAUAUAUAAAUAUAAUUAGAUAUCCAUUGUCUAUUCAAAAAAAGAUUAUGGCACAAUACACAUUUGAUACUACUUACUAUAAUUUCUUUGCUUUAUUUAUUAACUCGAUAUAGUUGCAGAGUUCGAUUUUUUCACCUUUGCCAUUAAUGCGUUCACACAUUUCCUCCCAUUCAAUUGAAUUGCCUCAAACAAACAGUUAUCUAUUUUUCUUCUUGGAAAUAAUAAGCCCGUGUUGUCACCUGAGGUGCAGGAAACACAGGCACAGUUCAUCAAUCUUUACCCGCUCUGGAAAAUAACAUGGAACUGGAGGAUUGUAAAAAAAACUAAAGAGGACCAUCACAGCAGUAGGUGAUGCAAAGUUAACCCCCUCAAACCAAAAACAAACUCUACUCUACAAGCAUCCCCGUCCUACUGCGAACCGUGUGCCGUAAUGUACCCACAUCGAAAAUGUAGGUGACUGUUAGAAUGUAAUACAAGCCCUUUUGCGUCACUGGUUGAACGAGCAGCCUCACAGAGGGGAAGGAGAGGAGGGGUAGGAGGGUAAAGACGUGGAACACAGUUUUUUCGGGGACUUGGACGAAUUAGGGGGUUUCUGUUUGAUAGAGCAGGAGAAGUUGACUUCAUGAAUACUUAUUACCCGCCAGGCUCCGCCCAAGGCUGGCUAAGGUUGGUUACACAAUUAGGCUAAUGUCCCGCUCCUGCUCAGAAGUAGCGUCGCUCUUUGUACUGCUAACUCAUUAGCAUGCUCUGUGCAGAUGCUAUCAGGCUACAUUGAGGGUAACAGGGUCAACCUCCGUGGUCAUUUUUUUGGGGGGGGGGUUCAGUGGAGAGAGACGUACAUACGUUGAUUGAUUACGCAGCAAAACUUUUUUGAAGGACCUUUAUUUAUUUUUCAUAUUUUUUUCCUCAAGCUUUGUGACAAUUACCCCAUGUCGACGGAGUUCAAUGUUGAAAAUAUACAUGGGCAAACUCACACACGCACACACACACAAACAUGAACAUGCUUGCGGGGGAAGACAUUAGGCUUUGAAAGCGUAAUUGUACAGUUGUUUUAAUUUCCGAGCAAUAGAUGUUUUGUUUUUGGGUUGCUUUUUUUUUUACUGCCGUGCCCUGUGGGUUUCCAUUUGAUUCAUGAACCAAGCUACUGACUGACUAACUGGCUGACUGUGCCGUCCGCUGUCUCCUGUUUUAAAGGGAGCACUGUGUACACUUUUCCUCCACUGUUUACUUUCUAGUCCCUCCGUCUACCACAGCACUGAGCCGACCUUGUAGUCUCAGCGGAAGAUAUGAGUUCACAGCAUAGAUUUAUCUCCUCCAUUUACUUUCAUGAGCGACUGGCACCGGUAAUAAUAGACACAUUGUGCGUACGUUGUGGGUGGUUAUUUAUUGCUACACCAUAGGCAUGUGGAUCAACUUGCGCCUGAGGACAGAGACACGUGACAAACAAAGAGAAUACUUCUUCCACCAACUUGACAGGCGACAGUUUCCUAUAACAUUCAUUGAAUAAGUGUGGAAACAACGGACACAGUGCUCCUUUUAUCGGAGAUGUGUUCAUCUCUGAGCUGCAUGCCAAGGUUAUCUUGGGAAGAUUUCUGCUUUCAUUCUUUUUUUUUUAUAUAUUGUCCUUGUUUUGUAUAAUCUAAUAUUGCAGGACUUACCUUACUCUGCUCCCUCCAAGGACACGGUGAAAGGCAAACGUCACAAGUGGUUAUGUCCUAUCGAGUCCAUCCAUCAAAUAUAUCUGAAACCCUGCAAACUACUGUACACAGACUACCUAGUUACGGGAAUAUGUCCUUCACGAAUGGAGAAGGAAAGGUAUAGAUUUGCAGUGUCAUUAUAUCCAGAUCCAGGCCAUUAUCCGGGGUGUAGAAAUUCUAAUUUCCAGUCAGUAUUCAAAGCAAGGGACACCCCCCCCACCCCUCCUCCCUACCAGAAUCAAAUCCCAAAGAAUUGAUGUAGCAGCUGCGAGAGUCACUAAGCCUGAGAUUUAUUUGAGAGAAGAAGAAGAAGAAAAAAAAAAGGAAUAGGAUUUAGAGACACCUUUUUGAAAUGCAUUGGUAAUGGCACAGGGAAAGAAGGACCGACGGAGCUCCAGCAUCUGGGUGAUAGCCCCCUGGAGGGCCAUACGUCCUGGUUAGGAGCCACAGUCAUCACACGAUAGCUUUGAGGCUGAAAUUAAAGGUAGGAUUGCUUUCCGGACGUAAAAAAAACCUUCCCCCCCCCUCCCAAAUACACCGCCUCCCCGCCCCCCGUAGAGCUAGCAAGACUAUUUUUGUAAAGAAAUAUUAAUAAUGAAUUAUAAUAAUACACAAAAAAAUGAGUUUUAUUACUGUACAGCUUUUGUAUAAGAGCAGACGUUAAGGUGUUACAAUGUUUUGUUUGACCUCAACUGUGCUGUGUGUAAUUGUUUUAUGCAUUUACAAUCAUAUUUAUUAAAAUGGGAAGAGUCUGUAAUCUGUGUUUUCGUUGUUCAUCUCGCAGCAUUUAAAAAGGUAAAAUAAACAGACUUUUCAUGAUAUAGACAGAAAUCCAACUUCGUGGAUCUCACCUGGCCCAGGCUUUAUCACACUCCUCUGUUUGGCAUAAUAAUGCAUCGCUCAGGAGUCCGAUGCAAAGGUCAGAUCUUCAUCUUCCUCCCCACCUUUGUUUCCUGAACAAUCAUCGUCUGACGUCUGGUAUGUCCGUCAGCCAAUCCGGAGGGAUUCUCUGCUAUCACUAGGUGUCCUUAAACGGGAAGUAAGAUGAUAUAACGAUGACAGCAUGGUGAAUGGCGAUCGGCUUUUGUC
Molecule: messenger RNA, 7985 nt
Organism: Gadus morhua (Atlantic cod)
Lineage: Eukaryota; Metazoa; Chordata; Actinopteri; Gadiformes; Gadidae
Gene: sorcs1
Product: sortilin-related VPS10 domain containing receptor 1
Exons: 27
Coding region: 203-3985 (1260 amino acids)
Biological process (GO): post-Golgi vesicle-mediated transport
Cellular component (GO): membrane; Golgi apparatus
Molecular function (GO): protein binding
Source: RefSeq, a predicted model, not a curated record